UUAAGUGCGCAUUGUCUCCAACCCGUAUGUUUUUUCUCGAAUUGGCCACUCUAUACUUUAGCUCACUAAUCAAUUAAUUUUACCCACACGCAUUUGCUAUCUUAUUACCAACGUUACCACCUUCCAGUAAGAGCUUUUUGUCACAUAUUCGUUCCCCUCCUGUUGCUGAGAUGUCUUGUACGACAAAGAUUUUCUUUGUUGGUACACUGAGCUUAUGUAUUCCAUUAAUAUGGAUUGGCAGUUUACUAAACCGAUCUACUCCGGUUAAUCACAAUUUUGUGGCAACUCGUGGCGCUAUGAGAGGGGAGGACAAAGUGAAUAUGACAGGGACCCGGACAGGGAUUGAUUCUCGUAAACCAUGCUAUAAAGUGGUUUAUACUUGGCUCGAUGAGCGUGACGAGUUCCAUGUCAAACUACUCUUCAAGAAGGUUGGUAGGUUUUCCUGUCCCGAUCUUUCUUGUGGCGUGCAAAUAGAGCAUGGACGAAACCUGACUGAACUCGCUGCAAGUGAUGUCGUCUUUCUCUUCUACAAACACAAGUGGGACUGGCAAGCAGUACUGAAGCAUCAGUCCGACAGGCAGAAAUGGGUAUUUUGGACAUCGGAGAGCCCACGGCACAUCCCUCCGCGUCGUAUCAUCCCUCCACAAGAAUAUUCAAAUAGAACAUAUGAUUACAUCAUGUCAUUUCGGAAAGGAGCAUCUAACGAAGACGCCUACCUAUCUGAGGGUGGAUAUGGUCAUUUUGAUAGAACAAGACCCUCUGUUCAGAAGGAUGAUAACAGGAAUUGGGCAGAAAAUAAAACAAAAUUAGUCGCUUGGGUAGCUUCAAACUGUUACACUGGAUCGCUGUCCUAUGAUCGUACAGGGUUUGUAAAUGCUUUGGCCCGUCAUAUUAGAGUUGAUACGUUCGGUCACUGUGGCUCGAGGCCCUGCAAAGACAUAGCUACCUGUGGUCUGCAAAAAUACAGGUUUUAUCUAGCCCUCGAAAAUUCGGAAUGCCAGGAUUAUAUCACCGAGAAAUUCUGGUACAAUUCACUCACACUUGGUCUGGUCCCCAUCGUGUUCGGAGCUCCGAAAGAAAACUAUCUGAGAGAAGCUCCGCCGAAUUCAUUUAUAUUCAUCCCAGACUUUCCAUCUAUAGCGAAACUUGCGGCCUACCUUGUCGAACUGAGUGAGAAUGAUGACCUGUAUAACAGAUACUUCCAGUGGAAGAAAGAAGGGUCAGUUGAAUCUUUUCUCCAGUAUUCUAACUUCGAACCUGAAUCCCUUUGCAGAAAUGUCGUUCGUCGAGUUUUAAAAGAUGAGCAGAUUGAAUCUGAUAAAAAAGAAAGGAAGCAUGUGAGGGAACCUGUGGUGGAUGACUGGGAUAAAUGGUGGACAAAGUCAUGCAAAUAUACUGUCACUGGAUAUCCUAUUCCUGAUAGUUAAGGAUCUUAUUUUUCCUUUAUUUAUUGCGAUUUUAUUUCUUCCACCUUCUUCAUUAAGUAGGAAGUUUGAAGGGGGAUUGAAACUUGGUUAAGGCCUAUUCUUUUGAGAAAAUAAGUUAAACAGUAAUACUAAUAAGUAUGAUACUUCCGUCUUAGAUAUCUAUUGAUGUUUGGAACUGAGAUGCCUAAUACUUUGAAUAUUCAAAUUUCAAAUAGUAAGAUCAACUUCAAAUCGUUAUGAUUUAUCAGAAGCGUUCUGUGUGGCCUAUUUGAAAUCACCAUUGGAACAUUGCAAAUAGGUUUGUUAGUCCAGAGCCUAGAACGAAAAUGCUGCUUUGAUUCACCAAUUUUUAAUGAAGACUUCCUGACUGUUCAUUGUAAUGAAAGACAUUUGACAAUAUAUUUUAUAUGUUCUUGAAUCCGUCGUGUGUUGUGGAGCGAAAACUUGCUAAUGUCCAAAGGUAAAGACGCCUUGCCGGAAAUCGACCACAGCUUUGCAUGAGAUCAGACGCCUUAGACCACUCGGCCACGGAACCCCAUACUUUACUCACACAAUUAAAAUCAUACAUUUCAUACCCACAACAUAAAGGAAUAUUUUAUUUUUCUGUCAUUGGCAUUCCUCUCAUAAUACCUAUAUACAACUGACUUUCAGAGAUUCAUAUUUUCAUAAAUUGAUCAUUCUUAAAGGGAAAAGUC
Molecule: messenger RNA, 2122 nt
Organism: Lytechinus variegatus (green sea urchin)
Lineage: Eukaryota; Metazoa; Echinodermata; Echinoidea; Temnopleuroida; Toxopneustidae
Product: alpha-(1,3)-fucosyltransferase 7-like
Exons: 1
Coding region: 171-1427 (418 amino acids)
Cellular component (GO): membrane
Molecular function (GO): alpha-(1->3)-fucosyltransferase activity
Source: RefSeq, a predicted model, not a curated record